Molecule: messenger RNA, 1185 nt
Organism: Recurvomyces mirabilis
Lineage: Eukaryota; Fungi; Ascomycota; Dothideomycetes; Mycosphaerellales; Teratosphaeriaceae
Exons: 4
Coding region: 1-1185 (394 amino acids)
Biological process (GO): transmembrane transport
Cellular component (GO): membrane
Molecular function (GO): transmembrane transporter activity
Source: RefSeq, a predicted model, not a curated record
AUGGCACCAAAUGCGACAGCCGUGGAAAGUGUCCCACAAGCUGAGCAAGAGAUUGACCACACUACAGACGAUCCCAGCUUGGAAGCAGUAGUUCCAGAACUCACUUGGCGAUCUGGCCUAGCAGCUGCCGGCUCAGCGCUCGCCUACUUCUUCACGGUCGGCCUGCAAAAUGCCUUUGGCAUCUUCCAAGAGUAUUACACGAGCUACUAUCUCAAAGGCGAAUCAAACUUCAAGAUCUCUUGGCUGGGUUCAUUCACGAUCUUCACCAUGUUCAUCUUCGCUCCUGGUGUUGGAAUACUUGCGGACAAGGUCGGGCCACUCAUCCCCGUCUCGCUGGGUUCCGUCCUCCUGCUUGUUGCGAUUUUCAUGACAUCGCUUUGUCGUCAAUACUAUCAAUUCUUUCUCGCACAGGGCGUACUUCUUGGGAUUGGGAUGAGCUUCAUCGCUAUACCGGCUUCUGGCAUGGUCCCGAGAUACUUCAAGAGAAAUCGAGGUCUGGCGACGGGCAUCACAGUCGCAGGGUCAUCAUUGGGAGGUAUAAUCUGGCCGAUAGCAUUCAAUCAGAUGCUACACCAUGAUGGGAUCGGGUUUCCAUGGGCGAUGCGCAUUGCUGGGUUCGUCAUGAUCCCGCUUUGUAUCAUCUGCAUCUUGACUAUUCGGAUGCCCGCUGUACCAAAGAAGCAGAGCGAUGUCGUUGUGGAAGGUGUGACUUUUGCAGGCAGCGAAAAGGGAGCUCCGGAGAAGAAGAAGGAUCUGAGUGUUCUACGCAAACCGCCCUUCGUGCUCCUCUGUCUUGGCCUCUUCUUCGGCAUUUUCGGCUUCUUCAUUCCAAUUUUCUACGUUUCGACAUACGCAGUCCACAUUGGCAUGUCAUCUUCAUUGGCCUUCUACUUAGUGUCCAUCGUCAACGGCGCAUCUCUAUUCGGUCGUAUACUUCCAGGUAUCGUCGGCGAUCACCUUGGUAGAUUCAACAUGCUCGCCUUCUCCAUGUUCGCUGCGAGCAUCGUAGCUUUCUGUUGGACGGCAGCGACAAGUGUUGCAGGUCUAGUUGUAUGGACUGUUGUUUUCGGCUUCACUUCCGGCGCUAUCUUGAGUCUUCAACUGGCUUGUGCAACCACUCUCGCCGAUGCUGACUCUGCGGGUGCUGCUGUUGGUACAGUAAUGGGCGCGGUAUCUCUUGCGUAA